UGAAAAAUUCCAAAAAGGGGAAGGAAAGGAAGAAGAAAAGUAUAUUGAUGUAGUCAUCAAUAAAAAUAUGAAGUUGGGACAAAAAGUUUUGAUUCCAGUAAAACAAUUCCCUAAGUUCAACUUUGUGGGAAAACUUUUGGGUCCACGUGGCAAUUCUCUAAAGCGCUUACAGGAAGAAACACUGACAAAAAUGUCUAUUUUGGGAAAAGGUUCUAUGAGGGACAAGACAAAGGAGGAAGAGUUGAGAAAAAGUGGAGAGGCAAAGUACUUCCACCUAAAUGAUGACCUGCAUGUUUUAAUUGAAGUAUUUGCUCCACCAGCAGAAGCAUAUGCCAGAAUGGGACAUGCAUUGGAAGAAAUCAAGAAGUUCCUCAUCCCUGACUACAAUGAUGAAAUCAGACAGGCACAGCUUCAGGAAUUAACAUAUUUAAAUGGUGGUUCAGAAAAUGCAGAAGUUCCAGUAGUUCGUGGAAAACCAUCUAUUCGAGCAAGAGGAGUACCAGUUCCUGCUUUGGCCAGGGGCCGUGGAGGAGUGCCUCCACCACCAGCAGGAGUACCAAGAGGGGCACCAGCACCCAGAGGAGUGCCUCCCAGUAGAGGACCAGUCAGUCGUAGCCGUGGACUUCUAGCACCCAGAGCAAGAGGAGUACCUCCACCUGCAGGCUACCGGCCCCUUCCACCACCUCCAGCACAGGAGACAUAUGGUGAAUAUGAGUAUGAUGACGGUUAUGGAACUGCUUAUGAUGAACAAAGCUAUGAUUCCUAUGAUAACAGCUAUAGCACUCAAGCACAAAGUGGAGCAGAUUACUAUGACUAUGGCCACGGACUAAGUGAAGAAACAUAUGACUCUUACGGGCAAGAAGAAUGGACCAACUCAAGACACAAGGCACCUUCUGCAAGGACAACAAAAGGAGUCUACAGAGACCAGCCAUAUGCCAGAUACUGAUUGUACUGUCUGAUGUUGUGAAAUAUCCAAUCUCCACCAGUCCUGUAUACUGUUCAAAGUAAUUUUUUCUAUGAACAAUCCCUUUUUAUUAAAUCAAAGCGCUUAAAAAUCUGAAUGGAUGGACUGAACUUAAAAUAUUUUGUUGAAAGAACAACCUGGACAUAAAGAUAUGUAAAACAAGGAACUUUGUUAUUUCCAAACUGUAUUUGAAAGAAUAGGCAAUCAAAAAAAUAACCUUUGAUUAACUAGUGUAAAACAAAAAAUAGGUUUACUAAAUAUGUUAGUCCAUUCUUUUAACAUAAGCGUAACCUUUUAUUUUAAAGGUUUUCAACAAUUUAGUUUUUAGUUUUUAUUUUCAGUCAUUUGCUAGUUUUUCUCUUUGCAAACAUGCGUAAAAAGGGAAGCAAAUUACAAAUGCAAAUAAUGUGGUAUUUUGUAACUCAAGUCUUGAAAUGUUCUGUAGUGUUAAGCAAAGUUUUACCCUUGCUUGAUACUAAAUAAACUUUUGAAAGAAAA
Molecule: messenger RNA, 1462 nt
Organism: Pygoscelis adeliae (Adelie penguin)
Lineage: Eukaryota; Metazoa; Chordata; Aves; Sphenisciformes; Spheniscidae
Gene: KHDRBS3
Product: KH domain containing, RNA binding, signal transduction associated 3
Exons: 8
Coding region: 68-946 (292 amino acids)
Biological process (GO): regulation of alternative mRNA splicing, via spliceosome
Cellular component (GO): nucleus
Molecular function (GO): mRNA binding
Source: RefSeq, a predicted model, not a curated record